Gymnodraco acuticeps is the source of this 4689-nucleotide messenger RNA. It is a transcript of the gene cttnbp2, whose product is annotated as cortactin binding protein 2. NCBI's taxonomy places the organism in Eukaryota, Metazoa, Chordata, Actinopteri, Perciformes, Bathydraconidae. Gene Ontology annotation, cellular component: glutamatergic synapse. The record is from RefSeq and is a predicted model, not a curated record. Gene Ontology annotation, biological process: regulation of synapse organization. Gene Ontology annotation, molecular function: protein binding.
CACACACACACACACACACACACACACACACACACACACACACACAGGACUUUCUCUCUCCACAGCUUGGAGACCUGUCGUGCUCGCAACCCUUAUCCUUAAAUUACGGAGCUCCCAGUUUCCAAAAUCCCACAUUUUUCUCUUUCCACCCUUUUUUCCCAAUGGCCUUGUUUUGGAGUGAUUUGCGCACAGCAGCGCAAUAGUUAACGAGUGCCGGAUGCGCCCUCGCUCCAGCAGACCGCUACAGUACGAAGAUGGCGUCGGAGGGAGCCAGUGGAGAGCAGCCUCCUCCGGUACAAACCCUGGCCACCGCCGUGCUGGGGAGUGUGGACACGAAAUGUGAGUUCAACAUGGAUAACCUGAGCAAGCCCGAGCUGCUCACCCUGCUGAGCAUCAUGGAGGGAGAGCUGGAGGCCCGCGACCUGGUCAUCGAGGCCCUGAGGGCCCAGAGGAAGGAGGUGUUCCUGCAGGAGCGAUACGGUCACUACAGCCUGACGGACCCCUUCCUGGCUCUGCAGAGGGACUUUGAGUCAGGGGUCCCUGGAGGAGACGCUGAGCGGCGGCCCCUGGGCUCCAGCCCCAUCUCCGUGCUGGAGGCCGUCAUGGCGCACUGCAGGAAGAUGCAGGAGCGCAUGUCGGCUCAGCUGGCCGCCGCCGAGAGCCGCCAGAAGAGGCUGGAGAUGGAGAAGCUGCAGCUGCAGAGUUUAGAGCAGGAUCACCGUAAGCUGACGGCGCAGCUGAAGGACGAGCGUGAGAAGAACAAGCACAUCGUCAUGAUGCUGGUGCGCGAGUGCAAGCAGCUGGCCACGCGGGUGGUGGAGGAGUCGCAGCGCUUCGACGAGCUUCAGGCCCGUCUGGACGAGGAGAGCCGAGCCUCGGGCCGGCUGCAGGAAGAACUCUCCACCGAGCGGCAGCGCAGCCAACAGAUGGAGGCCAAGAUGGAGAAGCAGCUGUCGGAGUUUGACACGGAACGAGAACAGCUGAGAGCGAGGCUGGGCCGCGAGGAGACGGAGAGCCAGAGUCUACGGCAGCAGGUGGAGCAGCUUAGGACUGAACCGGGCAACGGGAAGGACGCUGAAGUCGCCGUAGAACCUGCUGCAGAACCUGCCGUAGAACCUGCCGUAGAACCUAAAGCUGCUGCAGAACCCACACCACCAACACCUAAAGCUGUGACGUCUGUGUCCGUAGCCACAGAGCCCAUCAGCUCCCGAACAGCGUCUUCUCAAACGGACAACCUGCCCCCGACUGAGAUGGACGGUCCUAUCUCAAAGAAGAGCCCCCUCACUGUCCCCGUCAAACCGACCCCCGCCAACUACGUGGGGCUGAGUCUGCCGAAGACGAGCGGGCGGGGGCUCGUCCACAGCAGCUCGGGGGGUCUCGUCCAGACGGAGAACGGCUCCGAGGGCCAACCCGCCCACGGCCUCCCCACCGGAGUGAGCCCUCGCGUCCAGGCCGCCCGCUACAAGUUCCAGGAACAGGACCAAAACGGCACGUCGUCCCAGAGUCCUCCGGCCCGGGACCUGUCGCCCACCAACCGGGACAACUUUGCCGCCAAACAGCAAGCCCGGCACACCGUCACCCAGGUGUUGUCGCGCUUCACCAGCCCCCCCGCGGGAGGACCCAUGCGUCCGGGUCUCCCUCACUCCGCCUCAGAAGGAGGACCUUUCCCCGGACGCCUGAGCCACCCAAUCGGCCUCAAGUCGCCCACGGUGGCCAGGAUCGACCGGGGAAACCCUCCUCCCAUACCUCCCAAAAAACCAGGGCUUUCCCAGACCCCCUCUCCCCCUCACCCCUCCAUGAAGGGGGGGGUGGGGGACCGUUCCUCUGGGGGAAAACCGGCCACUCCCCAGCUGCCGCCAAAACCCGCCCUGGACCUGGUCCCAGCCCUGAUGGCCUCUCAGGUGGGUGCCUGCUUCUCCCCGGGGGGCGUCCGGACCCCUGCAUGUGCAGAGUGCCCCCCCAUCAUCAGCCCCGCCUCCACUGUCAGUAGCCCCUCCUCCAUAAACCCCCCCUUCUCCUCCACCUCCUCCUCCAUUAGUGCCUCAUCCUCCCGUAGCCCCCGAGCCUCAGCAGGCAGCCCCCUGGCAACAGCAUCAGGCUGGUGUCCCUCCGUAGUCCCCCCCCUCGGCGGCGGAGGCCCUGCUGCCCUGGACGGCGGGCGCCCCCUCCUCCCCCAAGCUGCUUCCCAGGGAAAUGUCACUUUAUUGUCAAUGCUGCUUAACCAACCAGACCCGACCACCAUCACCACCAACACCACUACCAACACCACCACUACUACUACUACCAACAACACCACCACAGAGAACAACAAUCAUCCAGACCAAGACCUCCACCACAACCACUACCAAACCGCUGCCUUGUUUGCUGCUGCUCAGAAUGGACACACACAGUGUGUGGAGCUGCUGCUUUCUGCUGGAUCGCCUGCUGACGUCUCGGAUGAAAAUGGAUUCACACCUUUACACUUUGCCGCCGCCCACGGACACAGCAGCUGUGUGGAGGCGCUGCUGUCUGCAGGAGCUGCUGUGGAUGUGUCGGCGUCGGGGGGGCAGACCUCUCUCUUCCUGGCGUGUGAAACAGGAAGUCUGGAGAGUGUCCGCGUCCUGCUGAGCGCCGGGGCCGAGCGCUCGCUCUGCACCGCCGACGGCUGCUCGUCUCUCCACGCCGCCGUGCGCUCCGGACACGUGGACACUCUGCGCCUCCUGCUGUGCUACCGGACGCAGGGUGACCCCCCCUCUGUGACUUCCGACCCCCCCGCUGUGACCUCUGACCCCCCCCUCGCUCUACCUGAAGCCCUGCUGAACCGGGACAACAGCGACGGAUGGACGGCCGCUCACAUGGCUGCUGCCCUCGGCCUCAAGGAGUGUCUGGAGGUGCUGUGCAGCCACAGUGAGCAGGACAUCGAGAGGAGGGAUAAAUGCAAUCGCACUAUUCACGACGUGGCUACUGAUGAUUGCAAAGACCUACUGGAAAACCUCCACUCGUACCGGGUGCUGGUGCUCCUCCAGUGUUCAGGUGGAGGAGGUCUGGGCUCCAUGUGUCCGGUGGAGGCUCUGGAGGAGGAGGCUCAGCAGGGGGUCCACCCUCUGGUUCUGGGCCGGGUGACGGUGCACCGGGACACGCCCUGGAGCCAGCUGAGAUCCAGCCUCAGCUCCUCCUUCACCUCCUUCCUCUCCUCUGUCUGCGGGGAGGAGGAGCAGCGCCCUCCGCUGGGCCUCAGCUCCAGCAGCAUCGCCUCCUUCAUCAUAGAUUGACAGGUACCUGCUGGAGUUUAGGGGCGGGACCUUCCCUCUGUCGGCCAUCAGCUCCUAUAAAGGAGAAGGAGAAGGAAGAGGAGGAGGAGGUGGAGGAGGGAGGAAGGGGCGGGACAGUGGGAAGCUGAGGCGCUCCAACACCAGCCCCCGGAAGAAGGGAGGGACCCCAAACUGGAGCUCCGGAGGCUCCUUCAGAGAGGGUUCGCUCUCCAGCACUGAUGUCAGCUUCAUCCCCAACGGCAAAGUCCAGAGGGAGCCCACAGGUCUGUCUGUGUUCUCUGACGACGAGACAGAUUUAAUCCGAGAGCUGCAGACCAUGUGCUCCAGCAAGUCAGAGCCAGACAUCAGCAAGAUCUCUGAGACCAAAGACGACCUGAUCCUGUUCUCCAGCUCCUCCCAGAAGGCCGAGCGGGAAACGCCCGUCCAGACGACCGCCCCGUCCCCCUGCAGCCCGGUUGCCGUGCAGAGCAGCGAGCGACGAUCAGGCCCCGCCCCCCGCUCCAAAUCCCAGCUCCCGGUCCCCAGCAGCAGCAGGGGGGGGGCGGGGCUUCAGAUCCGAACCCCCCCGAUCCGCAGCAGGACAAAACAGGCGCCCCCCACCCCAAACAGCAGCAGCAGCAACAACAACUACUACCGCAACAACAACAUGAACGAAAACAGCCAAUCACAAGAGGACAUUUGGAUCCUGCAUGAAAACAACAACAACAAGUGAACAGCUCCCAUCCUCUAACCCCCCAGCUGUGAAACCCCUCCCUCGAUGAUGUAAGACUACGACGACUCUUAGUAUUUGUACUUGUUAUCCGUACUUGUUACACUGUACUGCAGUUGUGUACUUGGGGACCACAGUUUUAUUCUAUCACAGUAUUUGAAGUAUUUGUUUUGGUCUGGUAAAGGAAUAAAAAAAUAAAGGUUACUUUUACUGUUACCUCAUUCCAGUGUCUAAACAACCUGCUAAUGAUGGGACAGUAGAAUAAGUUGUAAAGUAUUUAACUGGUGGAAACUGCAGUAUUUCUGUGUACUUAAAAGAGAAAUACUGCAUCGAGGAGUAACUGAACAUGUUUUUGGAUCAAAGAAAGCAGGUUUUACGUUUCUUUUUAUGGCUAUUAAGUAUUUUGAGAAGUGUUUUAUCUUUAAAUAGGUUGGUUUAAAUACUGUUGAGAUUAAUCAGGGUUUUACCAAAUAUAUUUGUACAUAAGAAUUAGUAAAUGCUCUAUAGAUUGGUGUACGUGGUAUGACGCUUGUACAGUGACGAUUAAAAACCUUAAAGCUGAAAAAAAGUGAGAAGUUGUACAUAGUGUUUGUAAAACCAGUUUCUGAACCCUUCACUUGUUUCAGAGUGGAGCGGCCGUGGCAAUAAGUAAUAGAUCUGUAAAAAACACAGGAUGUCCUUUCAACUGUAAGCCAUAAUAAAUAUUUUAAAUGCCCGUCAUUUCCCCGA